Molecule: messenger RNA, 186 nt
Organism: Ilex paraguariensis (yerba mate)
Lineage: Eukaryota; Viridiplantae; Streptophyta; Magnoliopsida; Aquifoliales; Aquifoliaceae
Source: the annotation of a GenBank genome assembly
AUGCCUUUUGGAGAUAUAAAGGAAACCCUGGACACAGAUGUAGCAGUUGAAGACUUCUUGAGAAGUUACUUUGGUUUUAAACAUGAUUUUGUUGGAGUAGCUGCAGCCGCUGUUGCCGGGUUUGCUGUUCUUUUCACAUUCAUCUUUGCGUUUUCCAUCAAGGCAUUCAAUUUCCAGCGGCGAUAG